AUCUUCGAGUACAACAAUGAACUUCAUUAUUGUUGUUGCUUGCAAAGAUGAACACAAAGACAAUUUGUGCUUCUCAUAAUAAUUCACUACUUCACUAUUGUUGUAAGAUUCUACUUGCUAUUGUGCUUUUUGGCUUGCAGAUAUUAUCUCACACUGAAGCAUCUUCCUCAAAGUCAAAGGUUGAAGUGCUUGCUGGCUUUCAAGGUCCUCUUCCUUUUGAACUUGAAACAGGAUAUGUGGGGUUGGGAGAAACAGAUGAUGACAUGCAAGUGUUCUACUAUUUUAUCAAGUCAGAGAACAAUCCUCAGAAUGAUCCUCUUAUAUUAUGGUUAACUGGUGGUCCUGGUUGCUCUUCUUUAUCUGGCCUUGUCUAUCAAAUAGGUCCAAUUGCAUUUGAAAUCAAGGAGUACGACGGGAGCGUGCCUAGUUUGGUCUUGAGGCCACAAUCCUGGACUAAGGCAUCCAACAUUAUUUUUGUAGAUUUGCCACUUGGAACUGGUUUCUCAUAUGCAAAAAAUGUAACUGCUCACCGAAGCGACUGGAAAUUAGUUCACCAUACUCAUCAAUUUCUUAGGAAGUGGUUGAUUGAUCACCCUGAAUUUCUUUCAAAUAAAUUCUACAUUGGAGCUGAUUCAUACUCUGGCAUUCCUAUCCCCGCUGUUGUUCAAGAGAUUUCAAAUGGAAAUGAAAAAGGUCUCCAACCAUUGAUAAAUCUCCAGGGAUAUUUGCUGGGGAACCCCAUGACAACACGAAAUGAAAAAAAUGAUCAAAUCCCAUAUGCUCACGGAAUGGGACUCAUCUCUGAUGAACUCUAUGCGUGCCUUUCAGGAAUUAAUAAAUUCAACAUUUUGGAUCGCUUAUGUGAAGAUGAUGAGCAUCUAUGGAGAAGAUAUUUAACUCAAGACAUGAAGACAUUUAGUUCUCAUCUCAAAGUGCCUGAAUUAAACUGCCAAAUUUAUGGUUUUUACCUUGCCACUAAAUGGGCUAAUGACGAGCGUGUUCGUAAGUCAUUGCAUAUUCGAGAGGGAACCAUUGGGAAAUGGCAACGCUGUUACACUAGUGAUUUUGAGGAAAAUAUUUCGGAUAGUUUUGAGUUUCAUGCAAACCUAAGCAAAAAAGGAUACCGCUCUUUGAUAUACAGUGGAGAUCAUGAUGUUGUUGUACCUUUCAUGUCUACUCAAGCAUGGAUAAGGGCUCUAAACUAUUCUAUCGUGGAUGAUUGGAGACCAUGGUUUGUAAAUGGUCAAGUGGGAGGAUACACAAGGACUUACUCGAAUCAAAUGACGUUCGCAACUGUGAAGGGUUCAGGACAUACAGCUCCUGAGUACACUCCUGAGCAAUGUUUUGCUAUGUUCACUAGGUGGAUAUCUUAUUUGCCUUUGUAAAUCAACAGUUAAAAUGUCUUCAAUCUGGUUAUCAAUGAGAUGUUCAUUUUCCAACAAUGCUCUUUUUAAAUUAUCAGUAUUUUAAAAUUGUGUACUAUGUUGUCUUUAAUUAUAAUCACGUUUGACAAGAAAAAAAAUUGUCUCUAAA
Molecule: messenger RNA, 1533 nt
Organism: Cicer arietinum (chickpea)
Lineage: Eukaryota; Viridiplantae; Streptophyta; Magnoliopsida; Fabales; Fabaceae
Product: serine carboxypeptidase-like 13
Biological process (GO): proteolysis; secondary metabolic process
Molecular function (GO): acyltransferase activity, transferring groups other than amino-acyl groups; serine-type carboxypeptidase activity
Source: RefSeq, a predicted model, not a curated record